Messenger RNA from Cyphomyrmex costatus, 891 nucleotides. RefSeq names its product nucleoside diphosphate-linked moiety X motif 8. Lineage: Eukaryota; Metazoa; Arthropoda; Insecta; Hymenoptera; Formicidae. The transcript is spliced from 3 exons. The record is from RefSeq and is a predicted model, not a curated record. Bases 78 to 848 code for a protein of 256 amino acids. Gene Ontology annotation, molecular function: coenzyme A diphosphatase activity.
UGUGUCAUGCGUUUCGUCGUAAUCACGAUUCAACAAUUUUUCCGCCGAUAUUUAAUUUUACGUUAAUCCGCCAAUUGAUGCAGUCAUCCGCAGUGUCGAUGCGCUCUUUGCUACGUGCCUUCUCCAUAGCAUCCAAACAACGUGUUGAUAUGGCCGAUUCCGCUUUGAAGGCAGAGGUGGUGCUCUCGGAGAACAAUCGCAAGACUUGCAUCGAAAAAUUUAAAUCAUUCUGGGUACCGAAGUUGCCUGAAGUAGCUGCAGAAGCAGCCGUCUUGGUCCCAUUAUGUUUAUAUAAAGGAGAACUCGGAUUAUUAUAUACUCUGCGAUCCAUGAAGCUCACAUCCAAUCGAGGACAAGUGUCCUUUCCGGGUGGUAUGCAUGACAAGAGCGACGUAGAUCUGCAAGAAACUGCUUUGCGAGAGACUUGGGAGGAGCUGAAGAUCCCCAGGGAGAAGAUCGACGUAUGGACCACAGGGAAUCUCAUUGGCAAGUCCGACGUUAAUGUGAUGCCGGUUCUGGCCUUUAUCGGCGAGGUGGUGCCGGAGGAAUUGGAGAUCAAUCCUGACGAGGUGGAAGAAGCCUUCGUGGUCAGUCUGCAAAAAUUGUGCGAUCCUGAGCUAAUUCGUUUCACGAGUUUCCGCCAACCAAUUGUGACCCUGCCUUGUUACACGGGCGGAAAAUACCGUGUCUGGGGUUUUACCGGCGCUAUCACUCACAUAGCACUCGAAUGCUUGGUGCCGCAAGUAUAUAAGUACACGUUUUCGUCAAUACAACCGAUGCAGAAGAAUCAUUCUAGCGAAAAGGAAUCAGUUUAUUCCGAUUACAACGCGACGCAUUCGAAAAUAUAAAGAAUUUAGAAUCAAAUAUGCUAAAAUAAGAGGUAUAUUAAGA